AUGUUCUCCCAGGCUCUUCUCUACGAAGAGAGCCAUGCCAACAUGGGCAAGAGGAGGCCAUGCCAGCUGGAGCAAAAGCAGGCAGAUUCACAUAUGUUUGACUAUCUUCAAGAGAUGAAAUACAUUGUUUUAAUUGCUCUCUUCGGCUCUUGCUUAGCGCUCGGCCGACAACAAGCUGUUGCCAUUACCGGAAAGCUGCUCUGUGGCUCUAAACCAGCUUCAGGAGUUUUGGUGAAGCUCUGGGACGAAGAUGAUGGCCCGGAUCCUGACGAUCUGCUUGAUGAAGGUCGUACAGACAGCAAAGGCCUAUUCACUCUCAAGGGAACGGAAAGCGAAAUAACUAAUAUUGACCCAGUUUUCAAAGUGUACCACGACUGUGAUGAUGGAAUCAAGCCUGGCAAGCGAAAGGUGAAGUUCCGCAUUCCUGACUCUUACAUCAGCCCUGGAAAAGUUGCAAAACGAACUUUCGAUAUCGGAGUACUGAAUCUCGAGACGAUAUUUGCUAAAGAAGAACGGGACUUNAAAGUGUACCACGACUGUGAUGAUGGAAUCAAGCCUGGCAAGCGAAAGGUGAAGUUCCGCAUUCCUGAUUCUUACAUCAGCCCUGGAAAAGUUGCAAAACGAACUUUCGAUAUCGGAAUGAAGUAUCUGAUUUUAAUUGCUCUCUUUGGAUGCUGUCUAGCAUCACGUCUACAGUCUGUAGCUAUUACCGGAAAGCUGCUAUGUGGAUCUAAACCCGCUUCUGGAGUCAAGGUGAAGCUCUGGGAGGAAGAUAGCGGCCCAGACCCAGACGAUCUUCUUGAUGAGGGCAAAACAAGCAGUGCCGGCACCUUCACAUUGAAGGGUUCCGACAACGAAAUCACCACUAUCGACCCUGUAUUCAAAAUUUACCAUGACUGUGAUGAUGGAAUUAAGCCUGGCCAACGCAAGGUGAAGUUCCGCAUCCCCAGCUCUUACAUAAGCACUGGAUCGACUCCCAAGCGCACAUUUGAUAUUGGAGUGCUCAAUCUGGAGACUAUUUUCCCUGGAGAGGAACGCGAUUUCAUUUAA
Molecule: messenger RNA, 1050 nt
Organism: Haemonchus placei
Lineage: Eukaryota; Metazoa; Nematoda; Chromadorea; Rhabditida; Trichostrongylidae
Source: the annotation of a GenBank genome assembly